AGGAGAAGGAGGACGACGAGGACGACGAGGACGAUGAGGACGACGAGAAGGAGGAGGAGGAGGAGGGAGAGGACAAUGGUGAUGAGGACGAGGACGAGGACGAGGACUAUGACGGUGAGGCAUAUGACGACGAUGAGGAUGAGGAUUAUGAUGGUGAGGAUUAUGGCGAGGACGAUGACGAGGAUGAGGACUAUGAUGGCGAGGAUUAUGGUGAGGAUUAUGGCGAGGGCGAUGACGAGGAUGACUAUGACGACGGAAAUGAGGAUGCAGACGAGGUAUCCGCUGAGCCUGAAAACCAACGGGACCAUCAGCAAGAGGAGCAGCAGCAGCAGCAGCAGCAACAGCAGACUCCAGUGGCCGAGCAGCAGCAGCAGCAGCAGCAGACUCCGUUGUCCAAGCGCCACCACCACCACAAGGGUGCAAAGUACAACCACAGCAAGAAGUCGCACCAGAACUAAGGAACAGAGUGAAGAUGGAGCGGAUAUGUUCCCUGCGAAUGGUUCAACACAGUAUACCAUGCUUUACUAGAAUGAUGUCCGGCAGUGGCACCAGCAAUAACGACUUGGGAAGGAAA
Gamsiella multidivaricata is the source of this 574-nucleotide messenger RNA. RefSeq lists its product as uncharacterized. The coding region runs from base 34 to 528 and encodes 164 amino acids. The transcript is spliced from 2 exons. NCBI's taxonomy places the organism in Eukaryota, Fungi, Mortierellomycota, Mortierellomycetes, Mortierellales, Mortierellaceae. The record is from RefSeq and is a predicted model, not a curated record.